AUGCAACAAAUGCCACCUGCUUCAGUCGGAGAGAAAUAUCCAACCCAACCCAUUCCUUCGGCAGAGGUGGACCCUAUACAUGAAGAAGAUAGUUUUUUCGUAGACAAUGUCUAUGAAGAUAAACAUCAAGCAUCAUCAUCGGCAGAUACAAAGAAAGUUUCUUCAUCUCCAACAAAUCCUCAUUCCCAACAACACAUCAUUUCCGCUAACGUUUUAAACAUUAGUCCAAUCAUGCCAACCAAUACAACCUCGGUACCAACUCCAUCCCGAAAGAAUAAUCCUUCGUCGAAAAACGAGGCUUCGCUUCCAAAACUGUCAUCCCUAACACAAAAACCAAAGUCACCCUAUGAAACUAGACCUCAAACAGCCCCUCCAAAGAAGCCUGUACUACAAAAAACACCGUCUAAACCAAAGCCGGAGGAACCUACAAUUGUAAAACCAUAUUAUAUCGACAGAAAGAAACCAUAUGAUGAGAGUAAGGUAAAAGAGUUUAUGAAAAAGAAACAGCAAGAGCUUAUACAGCAAAAGGUUGAAUCUAAGAAAGCAAAGGAGGAAGCAAAGAUAAAGAAAGAGCAAGUGUUGCAAAAGCUUGAAGCAUAUGUGCAAAAAGUAAUUGUAAAGCCUAAGAAGAAGUCAGUGUCUCCGAAAAAGAAAUCAAAGAAGAUAGAAGUUCAUCAAACUGUCACAACUGUUGAAAACCUGCUUAAAAAACGAAGCAAAACACCUCCUUCAACCGCAAUACCUCCAUCUUCUAUCAGAAAAGAAGACAAGCCAAAGAAAAAGAAGACCAAAAAGAUUGGGUCUGACAAAAAACAGCACUUCGAAGUGGAGAACGAAGAGCACACUAGGCCUUUUUCAGUUCCUUUAAAUGAUCAGGAAAUGAAUGUUUUUCACAGAACAACGCAAAGAGAAUUCUUAUAUGACAACGAAAUUCAACAGCACAGAAACAUUUUCAUCCCAAGCAACAACUUUCAACAACAGAUUCAUCCUCCCCCAUCUCACAAGGAAUCAAAACUUGUAAUAGUUAAUACUCAGCCACAAGGAAAUACUCCUGAUGUUCAAAUACAUCAUCCAGCACACCGAUUUGCAUGGAUUGAGCAACAACAACAACCAAGAGUGUUAAAUGACCAUCCAGAGGACGUUGACGUGGCUGCUGAGAGCUACCAACACAAAUCUCAAUCCACACCUCCAAUAAUUCAACAGUCUGUUGAAACCAAUGAAUCAUCAGCACCAUUAUUUAUUAUGAAUAAGAACAGAUCUCCUCAAAACACGGAAACCCGUCUUGUACAUUCAAUUUCUUCAAUUUCAUCUUCAACUCACACACAAAAUCCAGCAAUUGAAAGCGAUGAAGAGAUAUUACAAGAGACCGAGACUGAAACCUUCAAAAGUAGAUAUAAUUUCCUUGGCUUAGAGCCAACACAACCUCUUUCAGCUGCACAUUUACAAUCUUCACCUUCUCCUUCCAAAGACACACCUCAAAGCAAAAACUCGAAUUCUAAAGUACCUUCUCCCAUUGAAAUUUCACACCACAAAACAUCCCCUCAAAACAUUAUUGAAAGAUUGGAUUUAAGCAGACUCCAUAACAAUGGCAAUCUUUCACCUAGGUCUUCCUUAUCUCCUCGACUAAUGCAACCCAAGAGUCCGACAGAAUCAGAAAUUUUAUUUGUAAUUAACGCACUAGCAAGAAAAAGUCGAAAAUUACAAGAAGCAGCCGCUAAAAAGCAUGAAACUAAAGAUGUUAGCGUUCAAGGAGUGAGCGAAGAAAUAUCUGUACAUAAACUGAAAGAUGCUCAGGUAAACACCACACCUCAACAAACUAAGAACCUAGAGAUGGAUAGGCAAAGAACCAUAAUGUUAGAAAAGAAGCUGGAAAUGGAAAUCAAGCAAGAAGAAGAGUCUCUAUCGUUGUUGGGAAAGAAAGCAGAAAUGUUAAUAACUUCAAGCCAACAACUUUAUGAAGAUUCAUUUGGGGAUUGUACUUCUUCUGAGGAUGUCAUCAGCAUUUCCACUGAGUAUGAAGAAAGGGAGAGAAAAAUUGAAGCUAUGAAAAUGGAGCUUAAAGCUCUCCGCAUUAAGAAAAAGAAGCAAGAAGCAAAGUUGCAACAAUUGAUUAGAUCCAAAAGAAUUGAACAAAAACUUAGAGAGGUUAAAAAUGAGUUAAUUAUGCAAGACAAGAAACUUGGUGUUUCAUACGACAGCGAAACAACUUCCACGGACAAUGACUCAAUUCUUCUUUCAAACUCAGGUAGAAGAAGAAAGCUCAAGAAACAACAAGAACAACAAGUAGAUGGCACUCCUCAACCGAAUAUUGACGAAGAAGGUCUAAAGAAACGAAUAGAGAGCGAAUUAAAAGAGCAACUCACAAAAAAGAUGGAAGAAGACCUUGUUAAAAAGAGAAAAGAGGAGGAAGAGAUUAUACGUAGAAAAUUAGAAGAAAUUGAAGCUGAUAGAAGACGAAAAGAUGAAGAAAUGAAACGUAAAAUGGAGGAAGAGUUGGCACGUAAACAUGAAGAAAUCAAACGAUUGGAAGAGCAAAAUAAUUUGAAAAAGAGGUUAGAGGAAGAAUCUCUCAGAAUGAAAAUGGAAGAAUUGAAAAAGCAAGAGGAGCUACUUAAACAGAAAGAACGAGACCUAUUGCUUCGAAAGCAAGAAGAAGAUUUGCGACGACAAAAAGAAGAAGCUGAACACAAAAAAGAAAUAGAACGACAGAUACGACAAGCCCUGGAACAAGAAAUGAAGAUGAAAAAAGAACAUGAAGAAGCACUUCUUAAACAGCUUGAAGAAGAGCAAAACCUUAGAAGAAAGCAUGAACAAGCUCUCCAACAGAAAAUUCAAGAAGAAGCCAAUCUUAAAAAACAACUUGAAGAAAAUAUUCUUUGCAGAAAAAAGAUGGAUGAUGAAACUCUCUUGAGACAAAAAGCACUCGAACAAGAAGAGUUACUGAGAAGGAACGCAGAGAAAGAAGAAGCCCUGAAGAAAAAGCUUGCACAGGAAGAAAUUUUAAGAAAGCAAAUUGAACUCGAACUAGAGAUAUCUAAAAAGAAGGAACUAGAGCUACAGCGACAACAAGAGGAUCAAACAAAGAUGCAACAGCUGAUGCUCGAAGAAGAAAAACUUAGAUCUAUGUUAGAAAAUGAAGAGAAAAAACGAAAAACGCUCGAACAAUUAGCACAAAAGCAAAAAGAGGAUGAAGAACAUCUAAAAUCGUUGCUUGAAACUGAACGGUUAACAAGCAAGAGACUAGAGCAACAAGUUAAUGAGAGCAGGAUGAGACUCGAAGAGCAAGAGCGAUUAGUGAAGCUAAAAGAAGAGCAAAUGAAACAUAAGCAAUUGGAGCAAGACGAAAAGCUUCGCAAAGAAAUCGAACAGGCGACUAAACAAAAGGAACAAGAAUUAAAACGCAAAAUUGAGGAAGAAUUCAAGCAAAGAGAGGAGCAUUAUCGACAGCAGCUGUUCAAGAAGCCUGAAAAUAAGGAAGCUUCUGUUGAGACUGAAACUGUGUACGAAGAUGUAAAGAACAACAAAUGGAGCACAGAAGAAAUUACUGAUGAGGAUCAGCAAAAUUUAUCAGAAAUCGAGGAUCAUCAGCCAGUAGAUGAUGCAGAGGUCGUAAAUGAGGAAGUGGUGGAGGAAGUAGACACAUCUGUAACUCUCUCAACAGAAUUAAGCAGCACUGUCGACGACAAACAGAAUGACCAUAAUAUCAGUAUCUCCAGCAAUGAAUUUGAGAAAGAAGAAUUCACAACUGAGCAUGACGUUGUAUCCAACAAGCUUACAAACGUCUUUGACGAUACAGUCCCAACGCCUCCAUCACGUAAUAUUGAAGAUGAUCUUGCAUCGUUAGAUUCUCUCAAUUCUUCUUUCAAUUCGUCUUUUAAUUCACCAGAACAAAACACUGACGUUUUACCUGCUCAUUCUGUGUUGUUAAAAGAGUUUGACAAUUCUGAGCAUGGAGAAGAAGAGGAAAGCUUUGACGACCACUAUAUAGACAAUCAUGAUAUUCAUCUUAUUGACAAAGAGUUAGAUCAUAUCGACGGAGAUGAUGAUAACAUUUUUGCUUCUAACAUUGAACCAAAAGAUGACGACACAAACUUCCAAGUUUUCACAAAACUUGGGUCAGCUCCUGUGUUGAAGGAAGCCCAAAAAUCCACAAGUGUUAUUCAAACGAAAGAGUAUAUUGAAACAUUGGUGAACUCGUUUGUGAACGCAAGCGGAGUUGAAGCUUUUAAGACUGUGGGAGCUGUCUGUCCUCUUAUUGAAAGAUCUAUCCUUGAAAGUAGUGCAAAGCCCAACCAAGACGCUUUUGAUUUAUUGAUACUUGAAACAUUUAACACGUACAUCACGGAGUACAACUCCAUCAUACAAUCAGAACAUGCUGCUAAUGCCUUUAAGGGUCACAUAUUUGGAAGAGUGGAAGAAAGCACCAGAAAACGAAAAACCAUCUACAACAAAGUGCCUGACAUGUCACCUUUGGACUUUGCUUUUGAACGCUUGAUGAUUGCUUAUGAAUUUUCAAAGAACGAAAAAUUUGUCGAUCAUACACUUCUUGACAUUGAAAAUGAAUAUUUGCCAAAACACUCAAUACCCCUAAUUCCCGGCGUUGUGCAACCUCUAGAAAAGUGGAAAUCUACCAAUUAUGAAGAAGAGUUUGUUAAAACAUUUAUCACUGACCAGCUGUUUGACGAACUGUUACUGGACACAGCUCAAAGUCUCUUUAACGUUUUUGAAUAA
Molecule: messenger RNA, 4731 nt
Organism: Naegleria lovaniensis
Lineage: Eukaryota; Heterolobosea; Eutetramitea; Acrasida; Naegleriidae
Exons: 2
Coding region: 1-4731 (1576 amino acids)
Source: RefSeq, a predicted model, not a curated record